AUGGAUUUUUGUGCAUUGCUUCCCAUUAUUUCUUUUCCUCCCUUCUUACUUAGAAUCUUUCCAUCUGUGCUCACGUCAUAUUUAUCAAGAUUUUCCUUUUUCAUACUUUCAAAAAUUUCUUCUGUUUUUUCCUUUAUAGUUGUGCUUUUUGGCUCGGUUUUCCCCUUAAUUUCAGGAGAUUCCUCCUCCGCAGUGUGCAUACUAAGAUCAUCUUCAUUAUUUUCAUCUAUCGGGGAUAAUUUUGGAGUGACAAUAUUUUGUUUAAAAGCUUUUGGAGUGCUUUCAUUUACUUGACGACUUUCAUUGGAGUUUGUUUGAAGGAGGGGAAGUAAUUUUUUGAUUUGUUCUAGUGCUGGAUCUUCCAUUUGUCUUACUGAAACAUUCAUUGGUCUAUCAUUUUGAUCCUUUAACAUGUGUAAAUAUCGUCUUAAUUCCUGGUUAUAAUUUAUAUUUUUUAAUUCGGUGUUAGCAUUUAGAUUUUUAAUAGUUUCCAAAUUUUCUCGAGUA
This is a messenger RNA of Meloidogyne enterolobii, 507 nucleotides long. The record is from the annotation of a GenBank genome assembly. Lineage: Eukaryota; Metazoa; Nematoda; Chromadorea; Rhabditida; Meloidogynidae.